This is a messenger RNA of Dromiciops gliroides (monito del monte), 2133 nucleotides long. It is a transcript of the gene RASL10A, whose product is annotated as RAS like family 10 member A. Lineage: Eukaryota; Metazoa; Chordata; Mammalia; Microbiotheria; Microbiotheriidae. Bases 118 to 861 code for a protein of 247 amino acids. The transcript has 3 exons. Gene Ontology annotation, molecular function: GTP binding; GTPase activity. The record is from RefSeq and is a predicted model, not a curated record.
GGCCAUGAGCCCGGGGGCGGGCAGCCGAAGCGGGCCAGCCCGGGGGGGCCCUGAGCGGCCCAUGCGGCGCCCCGGGGCUGGGGCCGCCGGGGCCCAGGGCCCGGGCGCGGGCGGGGUAUGGGGGGCACCCUGCGGGUGGCAGUGCUGGGCGCCCCCGGUGUGGGCAAGACGGCCAUCAUCCGGCAGUUCCUGUACGGGGACUUCCCCGAGCGCCACCGGCCCACGGCCGCCCGCCGCCUCUACCGGCCCGCCGUGCUGCUCAACGGCGCCGUGUACGACCUGAGCAUCAGCGACGGCGGGCCCGGCCCGGCUCCGGCCCCCGCAGCCGGCCCCGCGGCCGCCCCCGCGGCCGCCGCAGCCUCGGCCGCCAGCAGCAGCAGCGCCUCCGCCUCAGCCUCAGCCUCGUCGGCUGCGGCCUCCGCCGCCACCAGUGCCGCCUCCUCGGCUGGGGACGGGGGCCUCCAGGAGCUUCCAGAUCUGAAGGACUGGAGCCUGCAGGACAUGGACGCCUUUGUCCUGGUUUAUGACAUUUGUAGCCCAGACAGCUUCGACUACGUCAAGGUGUUGAGGCAACAGAUUGCGGAGAACCGGCCAGCAGGAGCACCAGAGGCACCCAUCAUUGUGGUGGGUAACAAACGAGACCAACAGCGACAGCGCUUCAGCCCCCGUAGGGCACUAGCUGUACUGGUGAAGAAGAGCUGGAAGUGUGGCUACAUGGAGUGCUCAGCCAAGUACAAUUGGCACGUGGUCCUGCUCUUCAAGGAGCUGCUGAGCAGUGUCCUAGCUAGGGGAUGCAAGCACAGCCACCCAGCCAUCCGCCUGCAGGGUGCACUGCACCCCAACCGUUGCAGCCUCAUGUGACUGAUACCAGCCAGUUGGACUCUGCUGUGCUGGUUCCCAAAGACUUUCCUGGAACAGGGAAGCCCCAUCUGGAUGCACUUUCUGCUGGGAGACCCAAGACUCCCUCUAGGCCAUGUACUUUGUUGGAGGUGGGGAGGGGGAGGCUGGGAAACAGGAGCCCACAACCCAGAGCCUCCCCAGACGGGACAGCAAGGGCCAUGGGACAGGCCCCAGGGCCAGGCAAGGCCACAGCUAGGGCAAGAGGACUCCUGCUGAAUAUAAAGAACCCUGAUGCCAGGGCUUGGGAGGGUGACCCCGCAUGUGUCCCCCAAGGGCUAGUCUAUCCUGCUCAGGGCCAAAGCUGACAGAAUAAAGAGGAGAAGGAAGGCCCAGCUCCAUCUCUGGGGUGGGAUGGACUCGGGGCCGUGGCUCAGGCCAGGAGGGAUGACGGCUCUGGAUAGGGUGGGCUGGAGUCCCUUCCCUGUCACUUCUUGCUCUGUGGCAUUGACUGCAUCCCAGAGUGAGCACGCAUCCAAUCUAACCCAAGCCAUAUCAAAAACAAUCCUGUGAAAGGAGCCACCACAGCCAGUAGUUGUGCAGGCUUGGCUUAAAGAAAUUUCUUCCUGCAAUGCAAUUCUCAGCCAGGGCUCCAGAUUCUGGCCCCUGGGGCUAAGCAGAACCAGGCCAAGCCCAUGAAUGACAGCCCUUCAGAUACCAGACACCCACUGCUCUCAUAUCUAGCCCCCACCCAGCCUUCUUUCCCAAGGGCCAAACACAUCUAGUUCCUUCAGAUAGUCCUCUUAUUGAUUUGAAUUUCUUUGAGAGGUUAAGUGACUUACCCAAGGUCACACAGCUAGCAAGUGUCUGAAGCAGGUUUUGAAUUUGGGUCCUCCUAACUCCAGGGCCAGCUCUCUAUCCACUAUGGUGCCACCUAGCUGUCCCAGAUAGUUCUAUGGUAUGGACUGUAGGCCUUCACUUGGCUGGUAGCCCUCCCUGUGAGGCUCAGCAGCUUAUCAGUGGACUUCCCAGUGAGAACCAGUGUUUCACUCCCCACCUCUGUGCCUCAGUUUCCUCAACUGAAAAAUGAAGGAGGUUCCUUGCAGCUUAAAUGAUGAUCCUUUAAAGGCACCAUGGCCAAACGCAGGGCCCUUCUCUUUUGGAGGGUGUGGUAAGAGGCACAAGUGGGCAGCCCAGGACCCCUGGAAGGGAGACCAGGAGCUAGUCAGCUGAAAAAGCGAGCCCCAAACUGGAAGCUGCUGCCCUAGCAUACCUUGGCUCCUCCUCUGGCCCACC